This is a messenger RNA of Jatropha curcas, 1640 nucleotides long. The record is from RefSeq and is a predicted model, not a curated record. NCBI's taxonomy places the organism in Eukaryota, Viridiplantae, Streptophyta, Magnoliopsida, Malpighiales, Euphorbiaceae.
UGUAUGCAUUUACAUUUCCCCUUCUCUGUCUCUCUCCCUCUCUCCUUCUCUGCCUUGUUCUUUUUGUUUUUGGUUGAAAUUGAACCGACAUGGCUCCUAACAAAUGGGGUUUCUCACUUCCUCUGUUUCCGUAGGACUUUCUUGAAGCUGCUGCUUUCUCUGCUACCCUUACAUUGCAGACAUUAAUUUGAACAAUAUCAAGAAAUAGCCUAUUGAAAUCAUUUUGAAGGUGUUAAUGGCUGUGAAAACUCUGUUUUUCAAAGAAAAUGAUGGGAUUGUUCAUAAUCCAAUUGGGCAACUGUCAUCAGUCCCAUCAAUACCUUGGUGGAGUAAUCUUGGACCUCAAUCUGCUUACGGUGAAUCUUUUGGAUCAUUCAAGCUUUCAUCAAUGGAGCAAUCAAUUGGAGGAGAUCAAGUUACUGCUAUGAAGCAAGCUCGGCGCGGCACUGAGCAAGGGCUAGACAUAGAUAAAGGGAAUACCACUCAGUUCACUAUGUUUUCUGGUGACUGCAAAACCUCCAAUGGUGGACAAAAGUCUCCUCAGACAGCAAUGUCUCUGCAGAAAGCUCUGCCAGAACAUUGUACUCAUAUUGACCUUGGAUUCAGUCCGUCCAUGAUCUAUGCAAAAUAUCCUCAUGUGGAUCAAUGUUAUGGAGUAUUUUCAACCUAUGGACCUCAAAUUUCUGGGCGAAUUAUGCUGCCAAUGAACAUGACAACAGAUGACGGGCCAAUAUUUGUCAAUCCUAAGCAGUACCAUGGAAUCAUCAGGCGCCGAAGGACCCGUGCAAAGGCUGUACUAGAGAAUAAAUCAACAAGAAAACGUAAGCCUUUUAUGCAUCUUUCACGUCAUCUCCAUGCAAUGCGCCGGCCAAGGGGAAAUGGUGGCCGUUUCUUGAACACAAAGAAUUCCAAUGGAACGGUUGAAAUUGAGGCAAAGAAUGCUGGUGGUGUUCAACUAUCUCAGCCAGCCGGUUCUCAGAGUUCUGAAGUGUUGCAGUCUGAUAGUUCAAAGGAUCAUGGUGGAUCAAAUCUUUCUGGGGCUGAAGUGACAAGCAUGUAUUCUAGGAGAAAUUUUGAUCACUUCUCAAUCAACCAUCUUGCGCCACCACUUCAUUCCUUCUCAGUCAUAAUGGAUACUGGGCAUAAUGUCGUUAUGCCCAAUAAGUGGGAUAUUGGAGCUGCUGCAACCUGAAAAUUUAGCAAUGGAGGUGUGGGAUAAUGGAGCUUAGUUCUUGUACUAGGCAGUAACCACUAUAUCCCACCCGUUAAUGCAACCAAAUUUAGUUUGGGGAUCGACUCCACUAUUUGGUUGCGGGCAAAUCAUUCUUGGCUCAUUUGCAUUAGGGUCACACAGUCAUUCCAUGCAAUGCUAAAUUCAUGGAGGAUUGGAGGUGAAAAACUUAAUGCUAUUAAAAAAAAAAAAGCUAAAAAAAAUAUUAAAUAAAUGGGUUCAUUCCCAUUGUGUAAUGGUAAUGUGAAAGUGUGAUUGUGUGUUUGUGAUGUUAAUUAUGCUGUAGCUUUGUGUUCUUGAAGUUCAACAUUUGCUUUCUGUCAUUAUGACUUCUUCAAAUAAUGUAUGCUGCUACUUUUAUUUGUGUUAUAACCAUGUCUGUAAUCAUCAUGUUUUCUCUCUUGUGUAA